Molecule: messenger RNA, 5296 nt
Organism: Poeciliopsis prolifica (blackstripe livebearer)
Lineage: Eukaryota; Metazoa; Chordata; Actinopteri; Cyprinodontiformes; Poeciliidae
Gene: gpc3
Product: glypican 3
Exons: 8
Coding region: 333-2063 (576 amino acids)
Biological process (GO): cell migration; positive regulation of canonical Wnt signaling pathway; regulation of protein localization to membrane
Cellular component (GO): plasma membrane; cell surface; extracellular region
Source: RefSeq, a predicted model, not a curated record
CUCGCUCGCUCUUUUUUUUUUUUUUUUUUUUUUUUUGGAGGUAAGAGGGACUCGGGUUGAGUUGCAGUCCUCGACGUGGUCUGGAGAAGGAGCGUCAGUGGAGCAGCUUCCAAUAACAAUAGUAAUAAUAAUAAUGAUAUAACAGGAGGCUGAGUGAGGAGGGAAACAUCAGGAUGCUGAUCCAAGCAGAGUCAGCGGGAGCUGCAGCUUCUCUCCAUCAGCGCCAACCCGGCUUGUUCCGUCUGUAACUUUUCAAAGAGCGGAAGUUCACCUGGGCUAGUUUUUUUUUUUUCCCUCCCGUUACGUCCGGUUCCGCUCCGGUUCUCCCCGCCAUGGUGGCCGCAUCGGUCCACGGAGCGCUCCUCCUGUGCGCCCUCCUCCUCCAGCUGUUCCCGCUUCCCGGCGGACAGGCGCCAAACUGCCUGGAGGUGCGCGCGGCGUUCCACGCUCUGCACCCGGGCUCCAAGUGGGUCCCUGAGAGCCCGGUGUCAGGUGCAGAUCUGCAGGUUUGCCAACCCAAAGGCCCGACCUGCUGUUCCAAGAAGAUGGAGGAGCGGUAUCAGGUAGCCGCACGCAGCAACAUGGAGUCAGGGCUGCAGAUUGUCAGCGCUCAUCUCAAACGUCUCAUCAUCCAGAACGCUGCUAUCUUCCAAGAGGCCUUCGACUUGGUGCUGCGUCACGGCCGUAACUCCACCCUGACCGUGCUGAAGUCGGAGUUCCCGGCUCUCCUCCCUGGGGCGCAGAGCUCCGUGGGGCAGCUCUUCCUGGACAUGUCGCUCUACAUCCUCGGCUCCGACUCCACGGUGGACCACAUGGUGGCGGCGUUCUUCGGCAAACUCUUCCCCCUCAUGUACCGCCGGCUGCUGGGCGGCGGUGCGUCCGCCGCAUCCGAGGAGUGCGUGCGGGGAGCCUGGAAGGAUUCUGGAGCGUUUGGGCCUUACCCCAAGCUGAUCAUGACCCGCCUGUCUCGCUCCCUUCUGGCCACAAGGGUCUUCCUGCAGGCGCUCAACCUGGGCAUAGAGGUGGUCAACACCACGGACCAUCUGCGGCCCAGCAGGGACUGCGGCCGGGCCCUGCUGAGGCUGUGGUACUGCCCGCACUGUCAGGGCAUGCUCAGCCCGCCGGCCUGCAGAGGCUUCUGUCAGACGGCGAUGCAGGGCUGCCUGGGGGGCGCCGCCGAGGUUCAGCCCCACUGGAGGAGCUACAUUGACGGACUGGGGAAGCUGGCAGGAGGCAUGAGAGGGGAGCAGGAUAUGGAGGCCGUUGUUCUCAGGCUGCCGUCGCUGAUCAAGCUGGCUCUGAAGCAGGCGGUGAACGCCCGCAGCCGACUCAGCGCCCUGGUGAGCAGCAUGUGUGGACACGCUACGAAGCGAGCCUCCCGCUCCGUGGAGGCCCCACCUCUCCAUCAGCCUCCCGCUGCGUCUGUGACCCGGGACGCUCAGCCCUCAGACGCCGAUGAGACGCUGGCUGGACUCCGCAGGGAGUUCAUCACCAACCUGAAAGGCUUCAGCUCCUUCUACAGCGGCCUCGGGGAAGCGCUGUGCAGUCGGGAGCCCGCCGCGGCGAACAACUCCCUCUGCUGGAACGGGCAGGAGAUGACAGACAGGUUUGUCGGGCCCAGCCAGAAACGGCUUCAUCCCGCCUCGGAGUCUAAGAGCAACAAGCAGCCGGAGCCGGUCAUCAGCCAGAUCAUUGACAAACUGAAACACAUCAACCAGCUGCUCAACAUGGUGUCGGUGUCCGAGAAGCGAUGGCGAGCGCGCUCAAGAGGAGCCGACGCCGACGAGAGGUUCGCCAGUGGCGACAGCGCCGACUGCGACGACGAGGACGAGUGCGCCGAGGUGUCGGGGCUGGGGCCUCCUCCGAGACGCAAGCGGCUACGGAUCUUCACAGACCUCGCCGACAACCUGGACGACUUCACCUUCCAGGAGCAGCUGCUGACCCCUCGGCUGGCCACCGCCGGGAUGGGAGGGGCCCCGUCACCUGCGGCUCCGUUGCCGAGGAGCGGCCUGGUCCCCGUGCUGCCGACGACGCUCGCUCUCCUCACGCUUUGGCGCCACUGACGGACCAGGCCUUCUGCCCUCCGUUUUAGCUACAAAUUCCUUACAAACACGUAGAAGGUGACGAAUCUUUUGGACCUGUGAAACACCGACGGCCCCAUCAUUAACAACCAAAACCCUUCUUCUGCCCCCCUCCUACUCUAACAAUAGUUUUCCUUCUUUCAAAUUUGGCCGACAAACAUCAAGCACACUCCAUACCCCGUCUUGUAAAUAAGAAAACCUCCAGCUGGCAAACUUUACUUUUUUGUACUCUCUGGCUUCACGUACUGACUUUGUCUCCAUAGCAACAAGGCAGGAGAGAAGCCGAUUAUUUAUUAAACUGUGGACAUGUAAAUAAGUGCGACCACUCUGUCUGUACCGACUGGUGGCCCGGCUGGACAGACCGAGCGUCAGCCGCCGCCAUCUUCCAGCACUGGACCCGACGGCUGAUAGGGAAUCACCUUUUACUUCCAGGGAAAGUCCAGAAUCGUCUGCAAACGAGGUUCUGCUGAAUGCUUAGUGUGCCGUAAAUGUCUUACCUGCAGCAGGAAUCGAUCUGCGUUUAACUCGAAUUGGUUGAUCCAGGCAGAAACUAACAAUUGGUUCACGACUGUUUUUAAAGGGCCAGAACUGUGCCAGAGUGUAUUGAUAAAGUCCAAUAAAAAAAACUCUGAAAAUAUUAAUAAGUAGCUGCUUCUGCCUUUGAUAAGUACUUCUUAAUGGGGCAGGGUUGUGUAAAACUGACUUGUUUGAGCUUCUCGUCAUGUUAUAAUGUUAGUACCUAAUCUGUUGCUUUGAUUCUUUCAUGCAAGAAAGAAUCAAGCUUAUAGCUAAACAUAGCUAUAAGCUGUAUAAAACAGACGAAGGGACAGGAAGCCCCAUCUCCUCCUUUUUUCUAGGUAAAGUUCCUCUUCAGAGCUACCGUUUCCAAGCCCCACAGAGCUCCCCCCGCCACUUGGCUCCUUCAGACUAGCCUGCAGCAAUUAGCAAACACCUGGUGGAACCGCGAGGUCUGCUGAGCUCGUCAUAGGAGCGACUUCUCAGGGCAACGCUGGUAAAAACGUUGUUGGAGGGUUGAUAGAGGAGCCAUGUUGUGAUGACUUCCUGAAGGCAGAGUUUCAUAAAAAGCAAGAGUUUUUAAAGAGACAGACAUCCGAUUUCAAGGCAUUAAAUUACGAAAGUAACAUUUAUUUUUAGUCACAUUUCAUAUAGUGUUUUCAUAACAACUGAUGAUGAAGUUGUUACUUGACUGUGCCAUAAAAGGCACAAUGUACCUGGAAAAAACAUAAUACCGCUCCCUUAAAACUAAAUACCACUGAAAUGUUUUCACAUUGAUCUCUCCCUCCUGCAUUUUGCAGUUGUUUGUGAUUUUUUUGUUUGCUUGUUUUUGCAAUUGAAAUGACUUUAGAGACAUUUACAAUAUUUCUCUUGAUGCAUGACAACAAAUGUGACUUGUUGGUCACAAACUGGAGGGGCAGAUCGAUGAAAUUCGGGACUUUGCAGAUAAAAGCUGCUUUGAUUUGACUGAUACAAGAAUAUUUAAGCCCACAAUUUAUUAUCCCAAAGGCACUGUUCAUAUCCAUGUGUCUGUCGAGUCGAGAGGGCCACAUUAAAAGUUGUGGUGGGCCGGAUUCGACCAACAUGGACUUCUACAAGUUCUGUCUGAUGAGCUUUGUGACUUUUUCAGGCAGGUUCACAGAGAAACUGAACUUAAAAACACUUUUAGAGCUGGGAUGUACGACUCUUAACUUGAUUCCAUAACUGGAUCAGACUGGCUGCGUUGCUCUGUAAAUAAGCUGGGUCUGUUGGGUCUCUUAAAGGGCCUUGAGGUGACAUUUGUUAUGAAUCUGAGUUAUACCAGUAAACUGAGAAGAAUUAAAUGAACCACGGCAGAAAUAACAGGCAGACAUGGGGAUCAAAAGUUGAAUCCAACAAGCGGAGGACUAAAAUGGGAAGCAGAGAAACCAAGAAGAGUGACUGUUGGGGGGAGGAGCAGGGUUGCAUCUGUUAAGAGACUAAAGUAGCUGAGGGAAAAUGAUUAAUUGGUGUGGAAUGGAUCCACUGGGGAAACGGUGAGAUCAGGGAAACGAAAUAAGCCUCAGAAACAUUAAGCAUGACCAGAAAUGAAAGUGAUCAAAAUAUUGAAAUGUAAGAAUGAGAGACAACAAAAAAUAACCCAGAAGUUCAAACCAGAAUGACUCACUAAACUCCAACCACAUUGUUGCUGGAUAGUUACUCUUAAAUGGACAGUAUUAUGACUUUUCCAGGCACAUGGUGUCAUUUUUAUAACACAACCAAGCAAGUGUGGAACCUUUAGUUGUUAUAAAAACGCUAUAAAUAUCAAAUGCGACUUAAAACAAAUUUGACUUUGUAAUUUAGCUUUUUGAAAUUGAGUCUCUGUCUCUUUAAAAACUCCUGCCCUUCUGAAACUCCGUCUUCCGGAAGUCAUGACAACGUGGCUCCUCAUUUGACCCUUUAGCAAUGUUUUCACUAAAGUUUCACCGAGAAGAAGCUCAGCUGAUGCUCAGUUCCACCAGGUGUUUGCUAGCUGCUGCUGGCUAGUCUGAAGGAGCUGAGUAGGAGAGUCGAUGGUUUGCCGGAAACCGCAGCUCUGAGGAGGAACUUCGUCCUCGAAGGCGGAGCUAGGUCCACCCCGGCGUUUCGCACAGCUGAAUGGUUGCUAUGGAGAUGAAAGGAUUUCUCAAACAUGCAUGAAGGAAUAAAGGCAACACCCCAUGUUUGUUUUCGACAUGCUAUAAAGCUAAAAAAAAGAAGCUGAUCUUGCAUGAUACUGCCACUUUAAUAGAAAAUAUUUCAAUACAUUUCAUAAAGUAAGAUCUUUGGUGUGGCGCCACUUCCUGUCUCUAUUUCCUGAGACAGGCGUUGUUUAAAUCUUAGCUCCUCCAAUGAACCGUUAGCUUGAGCCGUCUAGACUAGCUAAUCCGGAUCGAAGAUGCCAAAGAAGAUAAGACAUUAACUACUCAUUACUUCUCAGCAGAACCUCGUUUGAAACAUCUCCACUAUCCCUAUAAAGAUACGUUGUUCUUUCAGAAGCCGUGCUUUAAAUAUCUCUUUUCAACUCUUGAUCGUUCCUGUUUGGGUGUUUAUAUGAUGAACUAAAUGAAUACUGGUUGUUUUAUUUAUUUAUUUUUUUCUCUCUUCCUCACUCUUACAAGUAGAGUCUGCUUGGUUUCGUAAAUCCGGUAGCUUUAAGUGUGUGACUCAGCCUGACAGUUGUACAGAUGUGUGUGUGUGUG